This is a messenger RNA of Perkinsus marinus ATCC 50983, 846 nucleotides long. RefSeq lists its product as hypothetical. The record is from RefSeq and is a predicted model, not a curated record. Lineage: Eukaryota; Perkinsozoa; Perkinsida; Perkinsidae. The transcript is spliced from 5 exons. Bases 1 to 846 code for a protein of 281 amino acids.
AUGCCUACAUUACAUCGUGGAUCUACAAAGCGAGUAGAUCCCAUCAUAGCUACCUCCUGUUCGCGUGGUUCCGACAGCUCAGCCCAGCUAGAAGUAAUCGCAAGGACGUUUACAUGGAGUCACGACUCCAGGGGCCUGUACGACUACGAGGCGAAGAGUGUUUACAAGAGGAAUUAUCGGGCAAAAAUAUUCAAAAUCAAAGUGAAGGAAAUUGUGACUACUCCUGAAGAGGCUCGGGAGAGGGAAAAUGAGGCGGAGCGAAGCGGCAGAGAUUUUAGUGAAGAUAGGGCUAGUGCUUUGACGGUCAGCACUGAGUUCAAGGAUGUUGAUGAUGAUUCUGAAGAGGCUCUACCGCUGAGUGAAAAAGUUUGCCGUAUUUGUUAUGAAGCCGGGGAGAAAGAGAACCCUCUGGUGGCGCCUUGCAGUGGAUGGACGGACGACUGUGUUUGCGGGAAGACCCUUGUGGAAGCUCUGGAGGUGGACGACAGGGCGGACCCCUCGCGAACAGCUACUUUUGGCGCAGUCUCGAUUCAACAACAGAGCAGUGCGGAGGUGCCGAGGAAAGGCUUGCAUAUCAUGUCCUUGGGAGGCAAUCCGAGGAGUGUUAUACGUGUGGGGAGAGGCCACGAUGCUGAUAGUUGGCGGAGGAGGAGUACCGGGAAAAGUCUUUUGUACGUUGUCAUCAUCGCCGGCAACUUCGUCGGCGAACGGUGGGCCUAUGGUCGUAACAAGAGGGCCUUCGAGGGAGGGAAGAACGGUAGGAGGGGGGAAUUGAACCUGGGUCGUGGGAUGGGGAGGCAGGCCGCUCCCUUGUUGGUGUGGGGGGAGGAAUAUGCAUGUGGUUAA